AUGAAAUCUUUGCCUAGGGAAUUUAAAAAGAUUUUAAAAUCGAUUGAUUUAUUUAGCAUACCAGUUCCAUUGUUAACAAAUGAUGCUUAGUCUUAAUACUCAAGUUACUAUAGUGGGUUUAUUUCCAUUUUGGCUUCAGUACUCAGUAUAGCUUAUUUUGUAUAUGUGAUUUAAGAGUGGGCCAAUGGCAACAUCCUUCCCACUAUUACAACUAAUUAGUCAGCAUAGGCCUAUACUGAAUAAGGCUUGGAAGAGAACUUUAUUUAGUUUAAAUUAAGUGAUCCAACAAAUCAUGAUCCAUUUAGAAGGAAAAACAACAUAAUUACACCUUUAAUAUUUUCUGUCGAAAAUUAUAAGAUUGCUUCUCCUCCAACACCAUUAUUUAGUGAUGAAAGUAACCCUUUCACAGUGGGAUUAUAACAAGGAACACUCGUAGUAAACAAUUUGAAUACAUAAAAUAAUGACCAGUCAUACAAGCCUUCAAAAAAUUAUUUACUCAUAUUUAUUGAAUGUUUAGACGAAUACUUAGAUGAUAAUAGUAAUUGUGCAAGUCAAGAAGAGAUUGAUAAUUACAUGUCAAAGUAUCAUGGGUUUUUGUCUAUUAUAAUGAAAUUGGAAUAAUAUAACUUUAGAAAAAAUCAAAAAGAAUAUAUAAUGAAGUAAGCAUAUUAAGCAUUUUCUCCAACCUAUAUUCAAUAUACUUAAAUUAGAAUUCAGCAAAAAGAAAUAAACCUUGAUAAUGGUCUCUUAUUUGAAAAUUUGGUUACGCAUAAAUAUAUUAAUGAUUUUAACUUAAUCAAUCAAUCGAUUGAUAACAAGUAUAUAUAAAGCAUAGCAUAAUCAUUUUCAUAAUAGAAUUUUCAGUUGAAUGCAAUUUUUGCAUAUUAAAUAAGCAUUGAUAAUUUGUAAAUUUCAGAAAGGAUUAUCUAGCCAAAAUUAAGUGCUGUCUUGGCCUAUGUAGGCUCAAUUGUCUAAGUUAUAUUUAUGUUGAAGUACUUAGCAGUCUUCAUAAAUAAUUAACAGUUUAAAGUAGAGGUAGAAACUGAAAUCCUUCAAAUGUACUAUCCAAAAUUAAAAGAUGUAAAAGUUAAGAGAAAUGUCCUUGGUAAGAUAAUUUCUACCAAUCAGGGUAAUGAAGAUAAUAAAAACGCAUAAUUUAUAAUAUAAUAUCAAGACCAUCUUAAUUUAGCAUUUAAGAAGCUACGGCUGAUAAACAUUAUUUAUGAGCUAUCGCGGAUAGAACUACUUAUGGAGAAACAUUUUGGCCUUUAGAAUAUAUGCGAGUGUAGCUAAUUGGGAUCUGAAUUUUAGUUUCUUGGGCAUGAUAAUAAAAAUGAAUCUCCUAAAGUCUCGAUAUUAUCAGUUGGAAAUUAGAGUCCUUAACCCAAAGAUGAUAUCUUUAGACUAUUUAAUAAAGGUUGA
This is a messenger RNA of Paramecium tetraurelia, 1422 nucleotides long. RefSeq lists its product as uncharacterized. Lineage: Eukaryota; Ciliophora; Oligohymenophorea; Peniculida; Parameciidae. The record is from RefSeq and is a predicted model, not a curated record. Gene Ontology annotation, molecular function: zinc ion binding. Gene Ontology annotation, biological process: centrosome duplication. The transcript has a single exon.